Molecule: messenger RNA, 867 nt
Organism: Fusarium musae
Lineage: Eukaryota; Fungi; Ascomycota; Sordariomycetes; Hypocreales; Nectriaceae
Exons: 2
Coding region: 1-867 (288 amino acids)
Source: RefSeq, a predicted model, not a curated record
AUGGUGCGUAUCCUAUUAUCUCUCAAGGGCAACCCAUACUCACAUCCACCUCAGACACAUCAAACAGGCACUGGUAUUCUGUGCCCUCCUCUUGAUGACACCUAUCGUCGAUCUCUAGAUGACAUUAUCAUCAAGAUGUCACCUCUGACAAGUCGAGCGGAGAAGCUACUCUCCAAUCCUUCUCCCCCGGUGUUGGAGCUGCUAGAGCUACAACGAGAUCUAUUGGAGAUUGACGACGAGAUUACUUACUGGGCAUAUGACCGACCCCCUAGCUGGAAUCCAGAAGUAGUUGGGGAAGUCUGGAUUGAUCCAGCAAUAUCAGAGGAACCAUCAUUCUAUUGUGCCGGCCCAGUUGAGAAGUACUUCGAUAUAUACGUCGCAACGGCAUGGAACUCAUGGCGUUCAAUACAUGUCGUCUAUCUUGACCACCUCAUACACGUUGCCAAUGCCCUUGGACAAUGCGAGCUUGUUCCUCUAUAUAAAGAGCGGAUUGGCGAGCUGGCUUCGGGGAUCAAGGCAUCAAUUCCAUUCCAUCUAUAUCAAGACGUUGAGAAAUACGUCCAGCAGGCAAAUGCUGGAACUCCCCUUUUACACUCAGAUGGGCUUGUGGGAGGACUUUUACUUCUUCAUCCUAUGUAUGCCCUUGCCCGGUGUACCACAGUGGAUGACUCAACAAGAAAGUACAUGUCCAAAACUCUGAGAUGGAUCGGUGAUGAGAUGGGAAUUCGACAUGCGACCAUUCUUGCGGAUGGCCUUCAGCCUGAUAUGCAAGGACCUUCUGCGAUGCAGAGUUCGCAAAUCUCCUUCAUCGACGCACUCGAUGGGCAUUUCCUGAUUACCGCGAGUAUGAUGUUAGAGCCGCAUUAA